Molecule: messenger RNA, 657 nt
Organism: Paraglomus occultum
Lineage: Eukaryota; Fungi; Glomeromycota; Glomeromycetes; Paraglomerales; Paraglomeraceae
Source: the annotation of a GenBank genome assembly
AUGGCGAACCUUAUGAAUGAUAAAGAUUCGAGUGAUAUUCCUCGUGAGUUUGAUUUUGUUGUUGAAGAUUGGGUGGGAAGGACAGAAAAAUUAAUCAGCAAAAAAGAACAGGCUGAAAAAAAUAAUAAUCCUACUUCCCCUACUUCUAAUUCUCCAGUUUCCCAACCUUCCCCAGAGUAUAAAAGUAAUCUAGAAGCCGAAAUUAAACGGCUCCAAAGUCAAAUUAGCGAGUUAGAGAACAAAAUUAAAAAUACUGAUAACUCCUCCCAAAAAGAAGCUUACAGGAAAAUAUUGGAUAAUACCAAAAAAGGUUUAGUGGAUAAGCAAAAGGAAAAAAAUGAAUUGGACGACAACAAAAAAAACUCUGAAUCCUCUAACAAAAGUAAUGUCGGAGAAAAGAAAGUUUAUCUUGUUGUUGUGCCAGUAGCACUCGUGCUGGGAGGAAUUAUCGGCCUUCUUGUUGCCCGUUAUUUUUUCAAGAAGCAAGUAGAGGAAUGGCAAAAGCAAAUGGAAAAACCCGACAAAGAACAAGUAAGAAAUAUGUUGAGUGCCUUGGGGCGAAAGCCUUCAGAGGAACAAGUAAAUAGGUUUAUCAACAUGGCAAAAGAACGACAAGCAAAAAAGAAGCUAGCAAAAACUCCGAAGAAGAAAAAAUAA